AUGGUUCUUCAAAACGAUAUCGAUCUGUUGAAUCCACCUGCUGAACUCGAGAAGAGGAAGCAUAAACUUAAACGACUUGUUCAAUCUCCUAAUUCAUUCUUCAUGGAUGUCAAAUGUCAAGGUUGCUUCAAUAUAACAACUGUAUUCAGUCACUCCCAAACUGUUGUUGUAUGUGGUAAUUGUCAGACAGUGUUGUGCCAACCAACCGGUGGCAAAGCAAGACUAACAGAGGGAUGCUCAUUCAGAAAGAAGGGAGAUUAG
Lathyrus sativus (Indian pea) is the source of this 261-nucleotide messenger RNA. NCBI's taxonomy places the organism in Eukaryota, Viridiplantae, Streptophyta, Magnoliopsida, Fabales, Fabaceae. The record is from the annotation of a GenBank genome assembly.